AUGCCAGCCAAGCGUCAUGAUGACGAUGAUGAUAGUGAGGAGAUUGGUGAGGAUGAAUUUCAAGUUGAAAAGAUACUACGUGUACGUAUACGUAACGGGAAAAAAGAAUAUUUCCUAAAAUGGAAGGGAUAUGGCGACGAAGAAAAUACUUGGGAACCCGAGGAAAACCUAGAUUGUCCUGAUCUUAUAAAGGAGUUUGAGGAAAGACGCGCCAAGGAAAGGACCAUUACAACUCCAAGUUCAGCUCGCGCUACAUCCAGCCUUGACAGCUCAACAAAGACAAGAGCCGCCAAAUCAAUCUCCCAGCCAAUUAAUAAUGCACUUUCCCCCAGUAGAAAGGACAAACCCGAAUCCCUUGAAAAUGAGCCCCAGUCGAAGAAAAAGAGAACCACUCCCCCCUGUGAUGAUGCUGAUAGCUCUUCGGAAAUAACCUCCUCUAAAGUCAGACCGUCUUCAACGGCUGUCGCUGCUUCCUUACCUUCUCCUUCCGUCCAGCCCAGAGGCUUCGGUCGAGGGCUAAAAGCCGAAAGAAUUUUAGGAGCCACUGAUUCAAGUGGCGAAUUGAUGUUCUUAAUGAAAUGGUCGGUU
This is a messenger RNA of Protopolystoma xenopodis, 588 nucleotides long. The record is from the annotation of a GenBank genome assembly. NCBI's taxonomy places the organism in Eukaryota, Metazoa, Platyhelminthes, Monogenea, Polystomatidea, Polystomatidae.